GGCCCUGGGCCAGAGGGGGCUUGGGAACAGAAAUACCUUCAUCUGGACCUGGGACUGGUUGCCUAAGCCAUGUCAGAAACCUGUCAUACAGGACCGCUGUUAGAGCUAGAUCUGUGGGCUUGGGAAUCCUUCAGCACAGACAGGGCCCUCAGAGGGUGAACAAGAGCCCUUGUUCCCACUUGACCAGAUUUUCAGCGGGCUAAUUUUAACCUAGCUUGACUACUCAGAGGAGCAGUGCACAGCGCAGUGUGUGGUCCAUACAAAAGCAGUCUUGCCCAAAGGCUUGGUAUCAGCUUCAACAUCCAAGUUCCAGUGGUUUUCCAAAACUGACACCACACUGAGUUUUGUUUCCAAAAUUCAGGAGCUGUCAAGAUCUAGAGCCAUACUUUCUAAAGCCCUUGGGCCUUCUUCACUCUUUUCACUUGGGCUCUUUUUCCACUUGUUUCCUUGGUGGUGGCUUUUUUAAAAAUGUGAAUUACCAUCAUGAAGAGUUUCCCUGAAUAGCACAAAUCGAUGAUUCUGUCUGCGCAGCUGCUUGGUCUGCCCAGUAUCUGUUCAACAAUUCCUUCCCUUUCCCUCCUGGGCUGUAGCUGCUGCUGCUAUUGUGGCACUUGCGUUUCAAAUUUGCCGUCUUUGUGCCCAAAUGUCCACUUACACCUGAGCUCCACUAUGAUCCGUAAUAGCUGGGGAAAUCCAGGUGCCACAUGGUUUAAACUAAGCGUGCAUGGUUUGGUGGUCAGUGAAGGACACAGUCCCUUUCAGCUGCAAUGAACUCAAGUCUCAGCAUGAUGUUAGGUGGGACCAGGCCAGAACUGCUAUCUUGACAUUUCUCGAGAAGCUCACAGGCGUUUGACAGCUCCCCAAAAUGCCCCAGCAACUCCUGCUUCACAGAGGUGUUCACAGGGAGCUGUGAGACAGAUCCUGCGUGUGUGCUGAGAGGCUGACCUGCUUGGGGAGAUGCAGGACAAGUGCUGUGCGAGCCAAGGUGGCUGCUCGGGUUGCUGACUGCCUGCAGGGCAGCCUGGUGCUCUUUGCCUGAUGUGAUUUCUCUGCUUCAGCUGUGACAGAUGUUAAUCACACUGCUUAAUGCAGUUAUGGACAGCAGUAAGGUGUCACGGCAGAGACCACUGUGGUUCCUAUGAAGAAAACCCAUCAGCGAUGAUGCUACAGGAUAGGUCUCACAUGAGGGUCCUUGAUAGGAAGGGCAGCUCUCUGCUUCUGUAGCUGAUGGGUGAGGACAACAACUCAGUAAAAGGAGCUACCAAGAGCUGGCAGGAUGAGUUACAGCUCACCUUCUGUGCGUGACUUGUAUCACAGCACCACGGCCAAGCCAGACCCAGGGACAGCUCUGGAUGUGACUGGACCAGAAACAGCUACCAUAAGCCCUGAGUCUACCAGUUUCAACAGCACCAAAAUCCCCGAUGUAGCCAGCACUGGACCUGGCAUGAGCACAAUGCUGCUGUCCUUUGGGAUCAUUACUGUGAUUGGGUUGGCUGUAGCUAUGGUUCUGUAUAUCAGGAAGAGGAAGAGGCUGGAGAAGCUUCGGCACCAGCUCAUGCCCAUGUACAACUUUGAUCCCACUGAGGAACAGGAUGAACUGGAGCAGGAGCUGCUGGAACAUGGGCGAGAUGCAGCAUCUUCCCAGGCAUCGCAGAGCAAGAUUCUGCUGACAAGUCAAGGAGCCCUCCAGAGACCCAGCCGUCUUGUGUUCACAGACGUUGCCAAUGCCAUCAAUGCGUGAACAAUACCUGCCCCUGCUCUGGGAUCGUGCUGAGACUGGGGAGGAUGAAGCCAACAAACCAGUGACUUCCCGCAAGCAUGGCCGAUCCACUGAGCCCAACUGGCCACCCCGUUGGUUUGUGUUACAAAUGGGCACAAGCACUGGGAACUUUCGUCACUUUGGGAAGCAAACCCUUUGUGAUGGCAGUGGUGAUUUUUUGGUGCGUCUGCUACCACUAAAAGGUUGUGAGCUCCAGUUUCUGGGCUGGUGCUGACUGAUACCAUCUACCAAGCUGUGUGCUUAGGAACAGUGCCUGCUUUGUUGUAGAUUAACUUGUCAGAGCACGUGUGUGCGCUCUCUGGGUCAGGGAAGGAAGAGAGGUGCAUGUUUCAGAGAGCUUCCCCAUUGGCUUUGUGCUACCAGACCCCAAGGAAAGCAAUGAAUGAGCCUCUGCCCCAUGACAACAGCUUUGGCAGAUGCUGGAGGGAAAAGCCCCUUUGAGCAAGGAGAGGUGACUCCCUCAGCUGAGUGGUAAUCUGGGGCGUCCCUGGGAAAACACAUACUGUGGGUUUAUCCCCCCUGUGGCACGUGGGCUGCUGAUAAAUGUGUGCCCCAGGUGAUGUUGAGGCAUGGGGGGAUUCACUAGCUUUAAAAAGUGAAAUGGUGAACAUUUGGCUGAUUACAUCUUAACUGAGAAAGUGGCUGAAUAUGCCAAAUUAGGGCUGCUGCAUAGACAGCAGGGAAUUCGCGCAGCCAGAGGCAGGGGGUGUCAAUGUCUGGCUACGUGACUCUGCUGCUGAGCCAGGAAUAACAGUGCUUGGGCCACAGAGAGGAGUUGAGUAGAACUGGGGUUCCAAUACCAUGUAUUCCCCUCCUGCUUUGGCUCAGGGGAGUUUCUACAGUGCAGAGUGUUAUCCAGAAAAAAAGAGUAACCCUUGAAAUAUUUUCUUUUAAAUAAGGAAAACCAUGUAUUGUCUCAACAUUACAACAGCCCCCUGUCUGCCCCCCAGAGGUGACUGAACAGCUGGUUUGUGCUUCCUUACCUGCCCGGACCCGCAGACAGAGCCUCCUCUUCUUCCUGCUGAAGGAAACACGGAGCUUUGUGUUAGCCUCUGCUCAUGUCACCUGCUGAUGCAGAAGGUGGGACUAGACAGGUAAGCCAGGAGUUUCCCCAUAACCCUGAAGCAUCUCUGCCUGUGCGUCCUUCAGGGCUGCAGGAGGGGGAGAGGGUGAAGGGGGCUGUCGUCUGCAGAGCCUUUUGGUGGCCAUCAGCCCUGAGUGCUGCAGGCCAGCACAGUGGCCCAGGGCCAGCAGCAGAGCCUACAUGCAAGCAUCAGUCCCCAGCCAUGUGCUGAUCACCUCCUGAUUUUUUUUGCAGUACAUGCAUUUGUCAGUCAGAUCAUAUUCCAUCCACAGCAUCAGUCAAAAGGGAAUGAGGGCAAGACAAAAUUUGAAUGCAGAUCUAAAAGUAGGCUUGAUGCAAGGAGAUGUUUCACUGAGUGGUAAUUCAGGUAUCAUGCUUUGUUGCAAGUUUGGACCUGCCAGUUAGUUUUUGUUCUCCUAAAUAUCUUUUUUCUUCCCCACUGUGAUUUUUUUUUUUUUCCAUAUUCAUUAAAUGCAGGCUUUUCCUGGGCAUGUGCCACUGACCGCUGCAGUGCACAGUUCCUCCCUCCCUCCUUCACUAGCACAGCUUCCCUCAUGGCAGUUUUGCAGGGCUAAGUUGCUUUAAUUUUUUAGUAUCCCUCUCUCUUUAUAACCAGGGAGUUCUGGGAGUGUAUUAGGGUUAGGAAUGUCAUCACCUGUGGAAAACAGCCCAUCCUUCAUACCCCAUACCCAGGAGAUGUGGCAGGAGGCCCUCCCAGGCUGGUUGUUGCUGGUGUUUAUACUCCAGGGAUACUGUUGGAAGGAAGGUGUGUGGGUACCAACAGUCAGUGUAAUCUGGUUUAGGUCCUUAGAAUUUGGACACUACCUGUGGUUCUCCCCAGAGAUUAUGCCUACGUGACCAGCUGAGAAGCAAAUGCAUCACGCCCCGCACACAUACACACUUACCACCUCCUCCAAGUGCUCCCUGAGGGCAAACAGCCACAGAGCCUCAGGUUUCUCCCUUCAGCAGCUGCCACGUUGCUGCCCAUCACACUCCCAACGCGCUGCAGCAGGCCAGGGAUGCAAGAAGCAGCAGGGGUGCAUGGCUGUCCUAAAUUGCAAAGUUUCCCCUAGAACUCUUAGGAUGGGAACUUCAUUUGUUAAUUUAAACUUGAUAAAAGGCAAGUGUAAGCUGAGCUGUUUCCUCAAACCAACAGUUUACGUUGUGCUCCUUACCCAACUCUGUGUGCUGCACAGGCAGCUGCCAAGCAGCGCAUCUGCCAGCUCAGGUGCAAAAACAUGCACCUUGUUCCACCUUAAUGCUGAGAUAUAUCUUGUAUAACAAACAUACCUGCAGAAGAAUUCUCAUUAACCAUUCUUCCUGUAACAGUAGGCUUUGUCCUGUGAUGACUGCCCUUAGAUUAAAGAAGUACAGAUAAUAAGAGUAAGAGAAUAUUACGGGUAUUUGCUGGGCUUGUACUGGAGUAUUCUUUUAGUUCAGUAGCACCUCCUCUCACAGUUCUUGAAAGCAUAUGUACAAUUUAGCAGAAGCAUUAUGAUGUAAUUUAAUUCAAGUGUUUCUGUGUUUUAAGCAUUGAAAUAUAAUUAAACUAUUUACAUGAAA
Tyto alba (common barn owl) is the source of this 4427-nucleotide messenger RNA. RefSeq names its product chromosome unknown C3orf18 homolog (gene CUNH3orf18). Bases 1277 to 1741 code for a protein of 154 amino acids. The record is from RefSeq and is a predicted model, not a curated record. The transcript has 5 exons. NCBI's taxonomy places the organism in Eukaryota, Metazoa, Chordata, Aves, Strigiformes, Tytonidae.